AUGGAAGCUGUUACUCCUCAUGCAACAGUAUUACAUGUUGUGUCCAACCCCAGUAGUCUAGUCAACGAGAACAUUCAGUACAGUCUGCGGGUACUGACCGACACAUUCGUCAAAACAAUCAUCUGUUUCAUCGGCGUUGGGACCAACAUUAUUAACAUUAUCGUUUUCACGCAGAUUGGACUCAGAGACAGCGUCACUGUUGCCUUCUUUGGUCUGGCUUUUGCCGACUUUGGUUUCGUGUUCUUCACAUUAAUUUACCAGGUGUUGGAAAGUUUGGAUCUGUUCGUCGGGCUUCAGCCAGAGAUAAGCCUGAAACAUCUGUCCUAUUUUGUCAACUACAUCGCCUUCAUCUUUGUAGACAUUUCUAUUUUAAUUACUUUGUUUACUUCUCUCCAAAAGUGCGCAUGUGUGGCUAUUCCCUUUCUGUUUAAAAAGAUAUUUACGUAUCACCUUUCCAAAGUGGUGGUUUCCACAAUGUAUGUGAUAGUGAUACUAUACUACAUACCACUUUUAGUCACCAGCGUUCUCGUUCCCAGAUUUGACAGAACAACUAACAGAACUCGCUACAUGCUUCCAUCAGACAGGCUACGUGAUCGAGUUCUGGACGUCUUCGAGAUUGUCAACCGUGUCCUGCUGCCUUUCGCCUCCAUCGUUCUACUGACUGUCAGUUUGCUUAUCAUGAACAGGAAGCUCGUAGAAGCUUCGAGAAUCAGACAAGCGAUGACAAACAAAACAAACAGUGCCCCGAAAAGGGGAAACACGGUACACGAGAAUAGCUACCUCAGUUCUAAUGAACUGAAAGUCAUCAAAGCAGUGGUCAUGUUAUCCGCCAUAUUUGUGGCCUGUAAUCUGCCGGACAUGGUCAGUUUUCUCACCAGCCUGGUGAUUCCUGACUUUGGCAAUUCGGGCAAGUUCAACAACUCGUACAGACUGGUCAGGGCAGUACAGAACGUUUUGGCUGUGAUCAACUCCACAGCCACCAUUUUUGUGUACGUUAAGUACAACACCAAAUAUCGCGCUCGGUUUCUCAUUUUGUUGGCACGCUUUUGGUGCCAAGCUGAUCGCAAUUAA
Molecule: messenger RNA, 1071 nt
Organism: Candidula unifasciata
Lineage: Eukaryota; Metazoa; Mollusca; Gastropoda; Stylommatophora; Geomitridae
Source: the annotation of a GenBank genome assembly